AUGACGUCGUCUGUCUUCGUGAUUUCUCUUCUUCUCCUCUCUCUUUCCUCGGCUGUUUUCUCCGAUGACACCUCUUUCCAGAAACUCCCGGUCCCGGGAAAGAGGUCAGGCCCUGAAUCUUUCGCCUUUGAUUCCACCGGAAAAGGUUUCUACACCGGAGUCUCCGGUGGUAAAAUCCUCAAGAAUUCAUCAUGGUGCAACGGAAUAUUUGGAACCGUUUUGGCCGGGAAAUGUGGCCGACCUGCCGGAAUAGCCUUCAACCCUAAAACUGGUGACCUUUACGUCGCCGAUGCUCCGUUAGGUCUUCACGUUAUCUCUCCCGCCGGCGGUUUGGCCACAAAGAUCGCCGAGAGUACUGUCGACGGAAAGCCCUUCAAGUUUCUCGACGGUCUUGACGUUGAUCCCACCACCGGCGUCGUCUACUUCACUUCUUUCAGCUCAAAAUUCAACCCCGCCGAAGUGUUUGUCGCAGUAGGAUUAAAAGACGCGAGCGGGAAGCUUUUCAAAUAUGACCCAGCGACCAAAGCCGUGACUGUACUAAUGGAAGGUCUAAGUGGUGCGGCUGGUUGCGCCGUGAGCUCAGAUGGUUCCUUCGUGCUGGUUAGCGAGUUUAUAAAGAGUAACAUCAAGAGAUAUUGGAUUAAAGGACCACAAGCUGGUACUAUUGAUGAGAGCUUCACAAACAUUAUCUCGAACCCUGACAACAUCAGGAGGGUUGGUUCUACUGGAAACUUUUGGGUCGCUUCGGUCAAGAACAAGGUCGUUGUGCCCACAGACCCUUCAGCGGUGAAGAUUGAUUCCAAUGGAAAAGUGCUUCAGACCAUUUUCCUCAAGAAUGAUUUUGGGAACACUUUGCUCAGUGAAGCCAACGAGUUCGACGGCAAACUUUACGUCGGAACUCUUACUGGACCUUUUGCCGGAGUUUACAAACUUUAA
Molecule: messenger RNA, 936 nt
Organism: Microthlaspi erraticum
Lineage: Eukaryota; Viridiplantae; Streptophyta; Magnoliopsida; Brassicales; Brassicaceae
Source: the annotation of a GenBank genome assembly